CGCCGCGGCGGAACAUGCGGCUACGUCCUGUUUGGAUUGUACAUAGUUCCUCUUCUCUUUUUUUUCUUCUCUUCUCUUUUUCUCCUGAUUUGGGAGGCGGCAUGGCACGAUUAGACUGGGUCGGGGCAUCUCAUUCUCGGACUCAUAAAACCUGCAUGAGCUUCCACCCACCACCACUCACGAUCACGAAACACGAAAACCACUCGAUCAGAGAGACACCUACGACCCGUCGGAAAGCAACGACCAGCUUCGUUUACAUAUUCGCAAACUUUGGCCUGUACCAUACCCCCGUCGGAUCUCGCUGGUCUUUUGUUUGAAUUCUUUUUUUCUUUUUUCCUCCUCUCGGCCUUCUUGACGAUAGGCAUUUUUUCUCCCCCAGCUGGUGAACACAUGCUGUCUGAAGGCGACCGGACGAGAGAGACGAUGGGUCCAACCAUGGGGAGAUAUCAACAAAAAAAAUAACCGACUUCAUCAACAGCAGAGGGCGGCAUUUGGUUCUAGGACGAAACGCCGUCGACUGCUAGCACGGGCGCAACCCGACUCAAUCUUAUCAUGCCAACUUGCUUCUUUUCUAACGACGGCGUUUGGGGUCAACAAGCGGCUGAGCGGUAUCAGCCCCGGGGCGGCGUUCGCAUGGGAGACGGCCACAACUGAUUUAUUGGUGGACAAAAGGGGAGUUGGGCCCUAGCGGUCGGGGGCGGCGAUACUACCUACGGACGAGGCCGUCAAUGCUUUCGCAUGAGGGCGGUCCGGUUGGUAGCUCAUCUCUGGUUUGAGCGCCGCGGUGUGUUUUGAGUAUUAAUCAAUCAAUCGCGGAGACGACUGAUGUUGGGAUAUGACACGGAGGGCGGCGAGGUGGCUGGCAUCCAAUGGCGUCUGUCGGGGCAUGAUGAUUCUGAUGCAUCAUGCGUUUUCUUUGGCAGGGGGGGGGAGAUUUGGUUGGAAGGCCCCUACUCCGUCCGGGACAGGAGGAGGAAACGGGCGUUGUCGUCGUCUUCGAUCGACAACAAGCCAAGAUAUUGCUUCUUGGUACCCGAGCACACACUCAAACGGAGGUUUCGACAUGAUCCGUCUACGCAUUCUACGCCUACGCCCUGCCCUCCCUCUCUCGAGGGCGCAGGCUCGACGAACGACCGCAGAAAUACCCGAGUAUCAUUAUGCCUGUUGGCUCUCCUGGGCCGCGCUGGCCAGCUUCUUCCGAGUACUCCGGGUCACCUGCGAGGGUGACGCAAAGGUGCCGAAAAGGGUGCUGGCGCAGUCUCUUUUGGAGGAGAGCAAGCGGCCAUUUCGGCACUCACAUCAACAAGAAAAUAACGCAAAAAACCAUUUUGGGAGGAGAUCACUAGAUGAGAUGUCUGGCUUUUGAGCUGGUUCGGUACUUGGAUCUGGCAGUGGGCUUACGGGCCCUAGCCAUGCACCGGAACUGGUGGGCUAGAUAGCUGUCUGAGCAAACGGCGUGGCAAGCGUGCCACGAUUCUCCCCCACUAUCGUUCCUAUGCUGCGAUUCAUCAAUGUGGUUUGGUAUGAACAGGCCGGUCGCGUGGUCUGGCGAUGCUGCUUCGGUGACAU
Colletotrichum destructivum is the source of this 1569-nucleotide messenger RNA. RefSeq lists its product as uncharacterized. NCBI's taxonomy places the organism in Eukaryota, Fungi, Ascomycota, Sordariomycetes, Glomerellales, Glomerellaceae. The transcript has a single exon. Bases 836 to 1366 code for a protein of 176 amino acids. The record is from RefSeq and is a predicted model, not a curated record.